AACAUAAAAUUGUAUGCAGCGUUCCUUAAUCCCUGCCGUACUAUGUAGGCGGUCGACUUCCUUCUACGAGUUACACAUUUACACAUUUACCAGGCAAAUCUUUGAGAUAUCUAUAAGCCUGAACUGCUAUCAACUUUUUCUUACGUUGGCAGUUCUACUAGAACAAACCCGAUCGCGAAACCUACCCCGACCCCUACCCAUCGCAAAAUGUCUGCCCCUCAUAGAGACAACGAAGAUGACGUGCCAGAGAUGCUCGACGCAGAAGAUGCGCUCGAAGAAAUCCAGGAUACCGAAGGCGAUAUAGCUAUGGACUCGGACGACGAGCCCGAAGAGAUAACCCUACAGAACGACAGUAUAGCUUACCUCGACGCUCACAAAGAUUCCGUUUUCGCCAUUGCCCAACACCCCACCCAGCCCUCACUCAUCGCAACUGGUGGUAGUGAAGGUGAGGGAGAUGAUGCGCCGGGAAGAGGAUAUGUUUUCGACACAAGCCCAGUCGUCGGACGACCUGUCCUUCCGCCCAGUUACAAUGCAGACCCUUCGGCGCAACAGCAAAGGAGCACCGAGUUAAAGCCCCUCUUCACAAUCGAGGGCCACAGCGAUUCGAUUAACACGCUUGCAUUUACCUUACCUAACGGACAGUUCUUAGUUUCGGGAGGCUUGGAUGGAAGACUGCGCACAUACGAGCUGUCUGUAGACGCCCACAAUAAGCCCUCCUUCGCAUUCGUCGCCGAGUCCCAGGAGGUGCCCGAGGUAAACUGGCUGGCGCCGUGCCCGUCGCAAAAGUACCCCAACACCAUCGCGCUAGGUGCCUCCGACGGCUCCGUCUGGGUGUACACCAUCGACUCGUCCGACCCCGCGAACCCGAUGCAGAUCGUCCAGAGCUACUUCCUUCACACCGCGUCGUGCACGGCCGGCUCCUGGUCCCCCGACGGCACGUUCCUGGCUACCGUGUCCGAGGACAGCUCGCUGUGUGUCUGGGACGUCUGGGGCGAGGCUGCCGCCAAGAACCUCGUCAACGACAACGGCCAGACCGUCGUAUCCCUCACGGGUGAGGACCAGCGCUUCGGCGUCGACGGCGGGCUGUACGCCGUCGCCGUGGACCCCAAAUCGACAUUCGUCGCGGUCGGCGGCGCGGGCGGCGCCAUCAAGAUCGUAGGGUUGCCGCGAGUCGGUGUGGACAGCCAGCCCGUCUCCAGCAAGCAGAGCAAAUCCAAAGCCAAAGGCUCCGAGGCGGGGAGCGCGCAGGGAGGUACCAUCCUAGCGGACCUGCAGACGCAGUCGGACGGAAUCGAGACCCUCAGCUUCUCGUCGAAACAACCGCUCCUAGCGGCGGGCAGUGUGGACGGCAGCAUAGCGGUGUACGACACGUCGCGGCGGUUCGCGCUGCGGCGGCACAUCAAGGAGGCGCACGAGGAGUUCAGCGUGGUGAAGGUCGAGUUCGUGGCGGGGCUCGGCGACGGGUGGCUGCUGACGAGCUGCGGCAUGGACGGCGUGGUUCGCCGGUGGGACGUUCGGGGCGCGGCUAGUUCUACGGAGACGAGUUUGGUGAAGGAGUGGAGGGGUCACAGGGGAGAUGGCGAAGGCGGAGGCGUGCUGGGGUUCGUGCAGGGCACGACGGGCGAGCGGAUUGUUACGGCGGGGGAUGAUGGUGUCGUGUUGGUAUUUGAAGCUUAGGGGUCUUGAGGUACCUACUGAUACGAUAGUUCAUGCUAGACAUUCAUACCCGGCCUUGCAUAAGAAAACUUUGGCUGCCUGAAAUUUGCAUUUGUUUAUUUGUGAUGACUAUGGUUUUGGAGACAUUUUAUCACGCGUGUUGAAGAGCCUAUAUCAAUCUUUUGCAAUAUCUACCUGCCUAACCUAAGAGGCACAUAUUGUCCGAGCUACUAAUAUG
This is a messenger RNA of Daldinia caldariorum, 1894 nucleotides long. RefSeq names its product WD40 repeat-like protein. Lineage: Eukaryota; Fungi; Ascomycota; Sordariomycetes; Xylariales; Hypoxylaceae. The transcript has 2 exons. Gene Ontology annotation, molecular function: protein binding. Bases 208 to 1677 code for a protein of 489 amino acids. The record is from RefSeq and is a predicted model, not a curated record.